Molecule: messenger RNA, 5280 nt
Organism: Heterocephalus glaber (naked mole-rat)
Lineage: Eukaryota; Metazoa; Chordata; Mammalia; Rodentia; Bathyergidae
Gene: Fadd
Product: Fas associated via death domain
Biological process (GO): regulation of apoptotic process; positive regulation of innate immune response; extrinsic apoptotic signaling pathway
Cellular component (GO): CD95 death-inducing signaling complex
Molecular function (GO): caspase binding; death receptor binding
Source: RefSeq, a predicted model, not a curated record
UGCAGCAACCCGGAAGUAGGAGUGCAAGGCCAGUACAGAAGUCAGGGAGCGGCCGGCUGGUUCUGAAACUGCGCGCGGAGGUCCUGAUCCCGCAGCCGUGGGCGCCAUGGACCCAUUCCUGGUGCUGCUGCACUCUUUGUCAGCCAGCCUGUCUAGCAGCGAGGUGACUGAACUCAAGUUCUUAUGCCACGGGCGCGUGGGCAAGAGGAAGCUGGAGCGCGUGCAGUGCGGCCUCGACCUCUUCUCGGUGCUGCUAGAGCAGAACGAUCUGGACCCCGAGAACACCGGGCUGCUGCGGGAGCUGCUGGCCUCCCUGCGGCGUCACGACCUGCUACAGCGCCUAGACAACUUCGAGGCGGGGGCUACCUCCAGGGCAUCGCCGGGGGAGGCAGACCUGCGCGCAGCAUUUGACGUCAUCUGUGAUAAUGUGGGAAGAGACUGGAGAAGACUGGCUCGUCAGCUUAAUGUUUCUGACACUAAGAUUGAUGGAAUCGAGGAGCGAUACCCCCGCAACCUGUCAGAGCGGGUGAGAGAGUCGCUGAGGAUCUGGAAGAACUCAGAGAAGGAGAACGCGACUGUGGCCCACCUGGUGCAAGUCCUCAGGAGCUGCAAAAUGAACCUGGUGGCUGACCUUGUGGAAGAGGAACAGCGGGCCCGGACGUCCCAAAAUGAGAGCGGAAGCAUGUCCCCAUUGACAUGAGAAUCAGAUGUGUCUGCCUUGAAAGGACCUCCACAGGCCUACUGCUAUUCUGAGGGACCAUGUCCACUUGGUGCUGUCCACCAAAAGCGGUUGCUUUGGUGCCUUUGGUGUCCAGCACUCUAAAGACCCCAAGAAGCCAGGCAGAGAGCCCUGGUCUCACGGCUGCAGCCCCACCACUUCUAAAUCAAAGCUCUGUUUACUGAGCGUCCGCCGAGCUGGGGUUUGUACACUGCACAGAUGUUCCCAUGUUUUCCUUACCAUCACCCUAGGACAAGGGUUCUGUCACCUUUGUUCAGUGAGCACCUGCAGGAGAAAGUUGAAACUGAUGAGCACAUAGAAGGAACCAGUUGACAGCGGUUGUUACCAUCACUCUGCUGUUGCUUGGGGUGGGAGGGAAUCAGGAAGACAGCACAUCUGGCUGCAGAACCCACACUUCUAACACUGUCCUGCUGCUGCCCCCACAGCUGACCAUCAGGGUAGACCUGGACACUAGGAUCAAGUGGCAUCCUGCCUAGGAGUCAAGACCCAUGCUGCCUCUGGCCCCUGAGUGAACAAGAGUCUCUGAGGCUGGCAAAGGGACACUGUUGGCUGUGGGGACAGACAGAGGGGAGGCCUUGGAAGUGCUCACGAGAGGCUGAUGCAGUCAGCACUCAGUAAAUGUUCUUACAAAGAGUAUGAUUGCUGUGAUUGUGCAGUUUACCAUUUUGUAUCAGAAUCACUGCCUGAUAACAGAACCAGCAAGAGAGCAGGAUCCUGUACUGUAAGAAACCACCCCUGCUUCUAAGGCAAUCUGUUGAGCAGAUUAAAGUGCCUUUACGCUGGAAACUGUUACAUAGAGUUCCUGUUCCUCUCGAGGACACUUUGACCUUGAAUCUUCUCCAGAAUUGCACUACAACAAUAUCAGUCUGCCUUGUGCUCAUCCUGGGAGCUCACCUGUGAGUAGGGUGGUGGAUCUCCACUACAGUGCAUUGACCAUGAGCGAAGCAUGGUCAGCCAGAGGGCAGCUUUGCCCUUUUGGAAUCUGCCAAGCAGCUGCUCUUUAUCCCAGCUCUCUAGCUGUGACUGUAGAAAACUACAUGUGCCCUGCUGUACUGCCUUAACUGUGGAUUAUCAAGUACUUAGCCAAGGUCCUCAGUACACUGUCCCACUAAACUGUGGCCCUGGCCUUUGAGCUCCUCUGUGCCUUCUGGCCACUCCCUCUCCAGGGGAGGAGCAGGACUUUGGAGCAGAGCUGGGCCACCCAGCCUCCCAUUCCCCUGAAGGCACCCAGCAUGAAGCUUGGAGAUGGAGAUGAGUCCCUGGACUCAGAAGUUUGUUCCAUCCUCUCUGCUGGACCACAUCACUGUCUAUCCUGGGAUGAGGAGGUGGGCUAGCUCCUGGCAGCAAAGCUAAAGAACAGUGGUGAGGGACCACACAACACAGGGAACCACCCCGGGAAAGGGGGACCUAGAGCCAAGCACUCAUCAGCCUCAGUCCCUUCAGCAGAGCAGCUGCUGUCACAACACUGCAGAUGCUGAGGCUUUGACUGUCCCUGGCGGGGGGGGGAUAUUCCCCACUUGCCUGGAACAGAAGGGAAAGGGCAAAAGUGCUCGCAAGGCAUUAAGUGGGAAGAGGAUGGCAGCAAGUGUUUGAUAAUGGGGAUUAUCUGCUGGAUGAUAAACUAUUUUCUACACUUUUGUGAUGUAGUUUUCAGGGGUGGUGGUGGUGGUGUUUUGAGACAGGGUCUUGUUACGUUGUUCAGGCUGGCCUUGAACUCACUGUGUAGCCCAAGCUGGCCUCAUACAUCGAUCCUCCUGCCUCAGCCUCCCAAGUGCUGAGGAUUGCACCACCACGCCCGGCUCAUUUUUCAGUUUGGAAAAAGUGCCCUGCAAAUGCAGUAGUUGAUAGGCCCUGGACUGUCUGGCAGGGAAGGGGGGAGCACAUGGUCUCUCUAGUCUGGCCUGGGUUUGAGUCCUGGCUGUGCCCCUAGUGGCCUCAUCACACUAAAGGGGCCAUCAGUAAAUAUUAAGAAUCUGUAGACUUCACUUCUCAGGGACCUUAAAAAUAAGCCGCCAAGCCGAGCAUGGUGGCACAUGUCUGUAAUCCCAAUACUUCGGAAGCUGAAGCAGGAGGAUUACAAGUUUGAGCCCAGCCUGGACAACUUAGCAACCUAGUGAGGCUUAUCUCAAAAUAAAAAGAGCUGGGCAUGUAGCUCAGUACUCUCUAGUACUGGAGAAAAGAGAAAAAACAAAGCAAGGCUUUACCCAGAGCCCUGGGGAUCAACCCAGAGGUCAUUGUGCUCAGAACACAGGAGCCCAACAUAGGCCUCUGACCCUGGGGUGUCCUUCCCCACUGGUUGCUGGGGUAGGGGAUGAUGCAGGGCCUCUCAAGGGAAGGCACUCUGGAUCUUGUGACCUCCCUUAGGAUGGAUGUGCUCAGUGUCCAGUCGGCACCAUGACCCUGGAGACAGGUUCCAGUAUACCCUGUACCCCCUCAGUAGGGAGCUGUUGUGGGGUUUUUUGGUACUGGGGAUUGAACUCGGGACCUUGCAUUUUCGAGGCAGGUGGCAGCACCACUGAGCUAAAUCCCCGGCCCUAGAGAGCUGUUGUGUUUGAAGAGGGCUUCUUGAAGCAACUUUACCAAAAAGGAAAAAAACCCACAUGCUUCUUUUUACAACUACAUACAAUCUGUGAUUCUGAAAAAGGUGCACCCAAGUCCUGGGGUUUGCCUGACCACUCAAGUGAGCAGCUGCAUCUAGCCUAUGUCCACCUAAGUCCAGGUGUCUGCUCUGCAGGGAGCUCCAGGCCCCUGCCUUGGGUUUGCCCUGGACCAAAGGCUCCAGUCCUCCUCCUGUCUCAGCUGCCUUCCCCCUUCCUUCCUGUACAAAGUGGCCUCCACACCAUGGCUGCUGUCUAGCCCCACCCCACACACUCAGGGUUUCUUUCACUCACCCCUCUCUAGCAGCCACCCCCUAGACUCAUUGCCCCCCCCCCAAGCCUGCUGCACCCUAGUCUCCCCCUGCUGGUUCGAAGAUUGCCACCUCCAUUGAACACUUUUGCUUUGCUUCAGACAUUGAUGCUGCCCUUGCCCACUCUUGCUGUGAACUCCUCCAGAUGCCACACCCUCUUCUCAUCUCACUCCCCAGGGAGCACAGCCCCAGCCUUGGCCUCUCCUGUCCCAGAUCCUGGACACCCGCCUGUCUCUAGCCCACUUCUUUCCUGGAAGCUCUGCUCUCUUCCUGUCACUGAGACUGUCCUUACCUUGUAUGAGUUUCCGGUGGCUGGGCUGCUGUAACACUUCACCACUGGUUACCGGCUUAACUCACGUUUUUCUUAAGGUUCUAAAGGUCAGGAGUCCAAGGUGGAUGUCAUGGGGCUCAGGUCAGCUGUGACCAGGGCUGGCUCCAUGCCAUGAGCGGCUUCUCUGGCAGCCUGUGCUCCACCUGAUGGCCCUCGCCCAUCUGAGCUGCUAGCUCAAAGUCUUCCCAUCACUGUCCCUUCCUGUCUCCCUCCCUCUCCCACUACAAAGGACCCUGUGAGCACUUGUGCUGAGUAGCGGGGAUCCUCUGCCCAUUGCAUCAUCCUUCAUUUAACCACUGGGUGGCAUCCCUUUUGCCAUGUCAGGGAGCACACAGUUCCUGGGGGUAGGACGUGGACAUUGAGCCUAGUCCUUUCCUGGAUGCCACUCAUCUGCUCACCGAGCCAGCUUCCUCUCCCUGGGGCUCACUCAUCCCCCACAGCAGAACCAGGUCCUGAACCCAGUCCCUCAUAGGCAUCUCUCUUGGCCACCUUUUCUGCCUUAUGCCACUAUGCUCAUUCUCAGCACCGCCACCCCCCGCUCUGGACCAGGGCAGAGUGACCUAACACAUCUCCCACUUCUGCUCUUGCCUUUGCCUGGCCCAGCCCAACCCCCACCAGCAGCCAUAACCACAGACCCCUGCCUCUAUUCUGAGAAGCCACAAGAGCUCUGCGCAGUUUUAGUUUCAUUUUUUUAUUCCAUGAGAACUAUUGUGAGUCAUCUAGCGGACUAUUUUCUGACCACACAAUCCCUGUGUGGACAGAGUUUGGAACUAGAUGGGGAACAUGACUCGGGGCUGCCUGUGUUCAUGUCAAAGUGGCCAGUCACCGUGACUUGCAAGGCACUUUCACUGAAGCAAUCCUUAGUCUCUUGAACCGUGUACUAGGUGGAGACCCUGUGCCAAGAACCAUGUACCUCAAGCCCAUGGAUUGUCACCAGGGAACAAGCUGAUUCAGGAACGAAAAGGGUCCUCAUUGAGCAAAGCCUACGUGACAGGUAGGAUAGAAGAAAUAAAGAUAGGCAGAAAGGAGACAAGGAGAAUUGUAACUAAGAUUGUACUUUUAAGAAGACUACACUGAAAGUCACCCAGGAUUAUUCAUAUCUUUAUUCCAUACAUUACACUGAGCUUGUUCAUAUUCCUUAGGCUGGUUUAUACGCCUAGCUUUUCUUUUUUCUUUCAGGUCCAUCACACCUAAAUCCUUUAAGGGUACUGUAAAUCUGAUGUGUUAACUUGAAUGGAUUUAGAAAUGCCUAAGGCAGUAAUAAAGCACAAUUACAGGUGUGUCUAGCUGGCUCACAGGAGA